This is a messenger RNA of Penaeus chinensis, 1200 nucleotides long. Its product is annotated as protein qua-1-like. NCBI's taxonomy places the organism in Eukaryota, Metazoa, Arthropoda, Malacostraca, Decapoda, Penaeidae. The record is from RefSeq and is a predicted model, not a curated record.
GAGGGAGAGGGAGAGGGAGAGGGAGAGGGAGAGGGAGAGGGAGAGGGAGAGGGAGAGGAGAGGGAGAGGGAGAGGGAGAGGGAGAGGGAGAGGGAGAGGGAGAGGGAGAGGGAGAGGGAGAGGGAGAGGGAGAGGGAGAGGGAGAGGGAGAGGGAGGGAGAGGGAGAGGGAGAGGGAGAGGGAGAGGGAGAGGGAGAGGGAGAGGGAGAGGGAGAGGGAGAGGGAGAGGGAGAGGGAGAGGGAGAGGGAGAGGGAGAGGGAGAGGGAGAGGGAGAGGGAGAGGGAGAGGGAGAGGGAGAGGGAGAGGGAGAGGGAGAGGGAGAGGGAGAGGGAGAGGGAGAGGGAGAGGGAGAGGGAGAGGGAGAGGGAGAGGGAGAGGGAGAGGGAGAGGGAGAGGGAGAGGGAGAGGGAGAGGGAGAGGGAGAGGGAGAGGGAGAGGGAGAGGGAGAGGGAGAGGGAGAGGGAGAGGGAGAGGGAGAGGGAGAGGGAGAGGGAGAGGGAGAGGGAGAGGGAGAGGGAGAGGGAGAGGGAGAGGGAGAGGGAGAGGGAGAGGGAGAGGGAGAGGGAGAGGGAGAGGGAGAGGGAGAGGGAGAGGGAGAGGGAGAGGGAGAGGGAGAGGGAGAGGGAGAGGGAGAGGGAGAGGGAGAGGGAGAGGGAGAGGGAGAGGGAGAGGGAGAGGGAGAGGGAGAGGGAGAGGGAGAGGGAGAGGGAGAGGGAGAGGGAGAGGGAGAGGGAGAGGGAGAGGGAGAGGGAGAGGGAGAGGGAGAGGGAGAGGGAGAGGGAGAGGGAGAGGGAGAGGGAGAGGGAGAGGGAGAGGGAGAGGGAGAGGGAGAGGGAGAGGGAGAGGGAGAGGGAGAGGGAGAGGGAGAGGGAGAGGGAGAGGGAGAGGGAGAGGGAGAGGGAGAGGGAGAGGGAGAGGGAGAGGGAGAGGGAGAGGGAGAGGGAGAGGGAGAGGGAGAGGGAGAGGGAGAGGGAGAGGGAGAGGGAGAGGGAGAGGGAGAGGGAGAGGGAGAGGGAGAGGGAGAGGGAGAGGGAGAGGGAGAGGGAGAGGGAGAGGGAGAGGGAGAGGGAGAGGGAGAGGGAGAGGGAGAGGGAGAGGGAGAGGGAGAGGGAGAGGGAGAGGGAGAGGGAGAGGGAGAGGGAGAGGGAGAGGGAGAGGGAGAGGGAGAGGGAGAGGGAGAGGGAGAGGGAGAGGGAGAG